Messenger RNA from Eruca vesicaria subsp. sativa (arugula), 962 nucleotides. The record is from the annotation of a GenBank genome assembly. Lineage: Eukaryota; Viridiplantae; Streptophyta; Magnoliopsida; Brassicales; Brassicaceae.
CGGGUGGCUCUCUCUCGAUAAUAGAGGAAGAGUUCAAGGGCAUUAUCGUCAUUUUCUACAAAAUGCUAGAGUUUAAUUUCGAACCAAUUUAUAAUCGAAUCGGUUUUGUGAUUAUCCACCGUGCGUAAGUGUUUGUCGGUUCGGUUCUCUAGAACUCUCCCUCUCUCUACUCUCCUCCCUUUUUAAAUUUUUAUCUCUCUCUGAUCUGAUCUUUCUGUUUCCGGAAGAGACGUGUGAUCAUCUCAAACCCUAGCUAAAUCCUUAUCAUCCGAAGUGGAGAAAAUGCUAGAUCACAUCGAGAAGGUGAAAAGAAGAGGUGGAGAUGUGAUCGAACAGAACAAGAAGACUUGCGCUGAUUGUGGCACAAGCAAAACUCCUCUUUGGCGUGGUGGUCCCACCGGUCCAAAGUCGCUUUGUAACGCGUGUGGGAUCAGAAGUAGGAAGAGAAGACGAGGAGUAGUAGAAGCGAAGAAAUCAAAUUCAUGCGGCGGAGAUCUCAAGAGAAACCCUAAGUUUGGUGAAUCAGUGAAAGAGAGGAUGAUGGAUUUGGGGAUGACGAAGAGAUCGACGGUGGAGAAGCAGCUACGGAAGCUUGGGGAAGAAGAGCAAGCGGCGGUGCUUCUCAUGGCUCUCUCUUAUGGAUCAGUCUACGCUUAGGUGUGUGUGGCGAAUUUUUGAUAAUAAAAAAAUGUUUUUAGGGUUUUCUGAAAUUCAGAGAGCAAUGAUGAGGACUAGCAAACGAAUGUGUAAUUGUUUGGCUUUGUGUUCUUCAAAUCAACUUCUUUUUGAAAAAAAAAAAAUCUGAACAUUAACAAGUUUUAGCAAAAAAAAAAAUAAAACAGGGGUAGUUAUUACUUUAUGGGGUAUCUUAUGUUUGUAUUUAAAAAUUAUUGGUCUGUGUUGCAAUCUUGUCCGUAUUAAGACAGGAAUGGGACUUGCCUAUCUGUUAAGCACAAUUCUUG